CCUAAAUUGAACCACUCUUCCGCUGAUUAGGGUUUCGUUACCGAGUCCGCCGGAAUCUGAGAUGGCUGAUGAGAAGGAAAAGAAGAAGAAGAGUGAAAUUAGGGUUGAUUCUGGAGGAACCGUUGAAGAAAUAUUUCCAGAGCAGGUUUCUAUGAUGAAGGAGAAGAAAAGGAAGAAGAAAAAAACCCGAGAGAGGGAGAUUGCUGAGCGUGAUAGUGAGGAAUUGGGUGAGGAAGCUCUUGUUAGGAAGAAGAAAUCGAAAAAGCAAUUGAUUGAUUCUGUAGCUGAGGAUGGUGUGAAGAAGAAGAAGAAGAAGAAGGGUAAGAGAGAAUCUGGGAGUAAUGUGGUAGGAAACAGUGAAAGCCCCAAAGUUUGUGAGAAACCACUCGUGCGAAGUGAUAAGAGAAAGCGGGAGGACUGCGAUUUGGGAGAUGAAGAAUACAAAGACAAGGAGAUGAAGAGGAAGAGCAAGAAGAGGAAACCAAGUGUUGAUUCAGCGGUUGAGAAAACCAGCUUGAACUCUACUAAUCGCGCCAAGAGAAAAAUCAAGGAGAAAAAGACAAGCGUUGAUCCAGAGGUUGAAGAAGAUAACGAGGACUCCACGAAACAUGCAAAGAAGGAGAAGCAAGAAAUUGUGGAUUCUGAAGUUGAAGAUAACAACUUGAUGAGCUCUACAAAGGAUGCAAGAAAGAAAAGUAAGGAGAAAAAACCAAGUGAGGAUUCAGAGCUUGAGGAAGACAACAAGGACUCUAAGAAAGGCGCAAAGAAGAUACAAAAUGUGGAUUCAGAGGCCGAAGAAAUCGACUUGAACUCGGCGAAAGAUGCAAAGAAGAAAAAGAAGAAGAACAAGCAAAGUGAAGUUUCAGAGGCUGAGAGAAACAACAAUGACAGUAAAGAUGCAAAGAAGAAAAGGAAGAAGAAGCAAGAGUGUUGUCCGAGUGAUAAAGAAGUGACGACCCCAUCAAAUAAAAGCACAAAAAGGGUGACAUUUUCUGACCAAGUGGAGUUUUUUCCUGCGGAGGAUGAAGAAACGGGAGAUGAGGAAGAAGAAGUUAAGCUGACAAGGGGUAAGCGGUUUACAAAAGAAGAAGAUGAGUUAAUAAAGAAGGCUGUAUUAGAAUACAUUGAUAACCAUGCUUUAGGAGAUGACGGGAUAAACAUGGUUAUGGAAUGCAAGGCACACCCACAACUUAAAGGCUGUUGGAAAGAAAUUGCAUCUGCUUUACCUUGGAGGACACAUGACAGUGUCUAUAAUCGUGCACAUACUAUAUUUGAAGAAGGAUCCAGGGGUGUAUGGACGCAGGAGGAUUUUGAACUUGUCAUAGAGUUUCAAAAGAAACAUGGGAAUGAUUGGAGAACACUUGCAGAUGCGUUAGGUAAACACAGGAAGCAUGUGAAAGACGCUUGGAGGAGAAUAAGAUUGGCAUCAAAGAAUAAAGGUCAUUGGACGAGGCAGGAGUACCAAAAUCUCUUUGAUCUUGUGAACAAAGACAUUAGAAUGAAAGCAUUCCAAGAGAAGCACGCAAAACAUGGUAUGCUCAAAGAUAACAUCCCUUGGAUGGCUAUAAGCGACGUACUUGGAACACGGGACCAUGUGACUUGCUGCAAUAAAUGGUAUGAUCAGCUGACAUCACCAAUGGUAGCAAAAGGAACAUGGGCUAACGUAGAUGACUAUAGACUCUUGGAAGAGCUUUUGAAACUGGAUGCUGCUUGUAUCGACGAUGUGGAUUGGGAUUUUCUUUUGGAGAAUCGAGAUGGAGAAGCUUGUAGAAAACGGUGGAACCAGAUGGUCCUUCAUAUCGGUAUGCCGAAAUCCAAAACAUUUGCAGAACAAGUUGAGAUUUUGUCUGAAAGGUAUCGCCCUGACAUAGCUCAGGACAGAGAUGAUUUUGACAACAGACCCUAUGAUCCUGAAGAUUAAGUUUGGAACCAUACAUUAGAUGUUUUUUUUGGUUUUGAUAAAAUUGAUUUGGUACUUUCUGUGUUCGCCGAUAGAAACUCUGAGAAUGUAAUUGAUUUUAGUAUAUGGUAAUCAGACUAUUAUUUAAAUGCUCAA
Molecule: messenger RNA, 2056 nt
Organism: Capsella rubella
Lineage: Eukaryota; Viridiplantae; Streptophyta; Magnoliopsida; Brassicales; Brassicaceae
Product: cyclin-D-binding Myb-like transcription factor 1
Exons: 1
Coding region: 62-1921 (619 amino acids)
Source: RefSeq, a predicted model, not a curated record